This is a messenger RNA of Kwoniella shivajii, 1695 nucleotides long. RefSeq lists its product as uncharacterized. Lineage: Eukaryota; Fungi; Basidiomycota; Tremellomycetes; Tremellales; Cryptococcaceae. The record is from RefSeq and is a predicted model, not a curated record. Gene Ontology annotation, molecular function: heme binding; iron ion binding; oxidoreductase activity, acting on paired donors, with incorporation or reduction of molecular oxygen. The transcript has 9 exons. Bases 1 to 1695 code for a protein of 564 amino acids.
AUGACCUGGUUUCAUAAUAUUCCGGCUGUCUUUCUCGAAUACCAGAAAUAUGUUCCUCAUCUCUGGGGUCUUGGUGGAGGUGUGUUAGCGUACUAUCUCCUCAGUGGUCUUUUCUCCUACCUCAGCAUACUGAGACAAGUACGUGGCCUCCCUGUCAAGCACUCCUUCUUCCCCUCUUACGAGCAAGGUCUUCGAGCUCGGGUCCCGCAUAUCCCAUAUAUCUUGCCUAUCAAGGAUUACUAUUCUCGACCUGAAUGGGAUCGAUUUGAGAAACCCCGCUCCGAUCUUCUAGCUUAUACCUGUGCUACUCAACAUCGCGCAAUCUAUUGGACCGCGAACCCUUACACAGCUCAACAUGUUUUCACUAAAACCUCUACUUUCGCUAAAGCCGAGUUCAUGCCUCGCUACACUUCUUCCGCUAAAUUUGGUAUGCAGAUUAUCAGUGUCGCCGAUGGUGCUGAACACAAAAGACAUAAAUCGGUCGUCAGAGGUUGUUUUGGUGAAGAGAUCUUCAAGAAGGCUUGGGAAGAGAUGGAUGCGACUGUUGAUCUCAUGUUAGAACAAGAGGACAUGGUCAAUGGCGGUGUCAUGAAGGAUGUGGGCGCGAGUACCAUAAAAGUCACUUACAUCGUUAUCGGAAAGGUCGGGUUUGGACAUACCAUUCCCUGGGUCACACCUCGAAGUAAAUCCGGAGAGAAGAUGUCGUUCGUUGAAUCUUACGAAAUAAUCGACAGGACUGUCCUAUAUCAAUUUAUGCUUCCCGGUUGGUUGAUGCGCAUUAUUCCUACCAAAGAACUUCGACGAAUGGGUCAAGCCCAACGCGAAUUUAUUGGAUACUGCUACGAAAUGGCUCGAAACAAACGAGCAGAACUUGCAACUCUCAAAGAAGCUGGUGAAAAAUCCAAGCCUCCUACAGAUCUUCUUGGAGCGAUGGUCCAUGCUCAAGUUGUCGCCGAGGAAGAAGCGCGUCAAAGUCCCGAAUCGAGCGCCCCUCUAGUCGGACUGAAGGAAGACGAAGUCAUUGGCAACAUGUGUGAAGCUGGUCAUGAAACUACUGGACACACUUUGGCUUUUACCCUCGCGCAACUCGCUCUUCACCCCGCAUGGCAAGAUGAAUGCUACAAAGAGAUCAAGGAAGUUUGCGGCGAUGAAGCACCUUCUUAUCGAGACGUACAUAAAUUGGCUUUAUGCCUUGCUGUUGGUCUUGAAGCGAUGCGACUUACCGAUAUCGUCCGACAACUAUUCAAGGUUGCCAAGGAGGAUACCAUGUUGCCCUACACGACUUGGAACGAAGCAGGUGAAGUUAUCAAUCAUGAACAUCUUGUUAAAGCUGGUUCUUUGGUAUACGUCGACACUCCUGCUAGUCAAUUGAACCCUUUCCAUUGGACCGAUGCCAACACCUUCAAUCCUCGACGACAUUUAAGCGGUGAUGACGCUCGAGCAAGUCUCAACAACGCUCAAACUCCAUUUGUUGCAUUCUCGAUGGGUCCUCGACAAUGUAUCGGUCGAAGAUUCGCCGAAGUCGAGAUGAUAGCUUUCGUCGCCAGUGUCCUCAGCAGGUAUACGAUUCACCCAGUUCCAGCUUACGAAGGUGAAUCCAUGCAGAGCAUAAAGGCUAGAAUGCUAGAUUCAGCUGUGGAGGAUCUUACUAUGACUCCUGGUUUAUUCAGUGUUCGAUUCGAAAAGAGGGUCUAA